Molecule: messenger RNA, 1641 nt
Organism: Fusarium sp. VM40
Lineage: Eukaryota; Fungi; Ascomycota; Sordariomycetes; Hypocreales; Nectriaceae
Source: the annotation of a GenBank genome assembly
AUGUCGGCGAUCUACAAUCUCGAACCGCAGCCCACCGCCUCAGUCAUCAUCCACACCACUCGAGGCGAACUCUCCGUCGAGCUAUUCGCCAAACAAACACCGUUAACAUGUCGCAACUUCUUACAACUAGCCCUCGACGGCUACUACGAUAACACGAUAUUCCAUCGAUUGGUCCCUGGCUUCAUCUUGCAGGGCGGAGAUCCUACAGGCACUGGCAAUGGAGGAGAGUCUAUAUACGAUGGAGGCGCAUUCAGCCGCGACUUGGACCCGUGGCCCAUGGACCAGCGCCUGGGCAAGAAUGCAGGUCCAACAGGAAUCAAUUUUAAGGACGAAUUUCAUUCGCGCCUCAAGUUCAAUCGCCGAGGUCUGUUGGGCUCAGCCAACGAGUCACGUCCAGACACGAAUGGCAGUCAAUUCUUUUUUACACUGGAUAAAGCCGAAGAGCUCAAUGGGAAGAACACAAUGUUUGGACGAAUUGCCGGCGAUACUAUUUAUAACCUGGCGAAAAUGGGUGAGGGGGAAGUGGAUGAAACGACAGAACGUCCGUCCUACCCCGUCAAGAUUGAGCGGAUAGAGAUCGUGGUCAAUCCCUUCGACGACAUGAAGAAGCGAUCCCGAGUGGCUGCUAUCCAAGUGCCUUCCAAAACAGCGACAAACAAGGACAAGAAGAAGAAGCGAAAAGGCGGUAAACAACUACUCAGCUUUGGCGAUGAGGAGGGCGACGACGAAAUGCCAGUGCUCAAGAAGAAAAAGUUCGACACGAGAAUUGUUAUGGAAGAUCAGGAAGAAGAGGAAGCCCCCAAGAAAGCAACCAAGCCAAAAUCCAAGAAGGAACCUGUACCCAACAAGAGAUCACCAAUGGCAGAAACCAAAAGCAAAGAACCAAGGAAAUCCACUUCUGAAGAGCUACCCCAGGAGGUUCAUCGAAGAUCCAGCCCGGUUAUGAAAAGGGAAUUGGAGGACGAAUCACCCGAGCCGGAGGUCCCCCGUAUGACCGCAUUGGAGCGAGCCAACGCCGAGAUGGCCGCGCUGAAAGCAUCCAUGCGACGGACGGUUCACUCAGAAGAGCCUGUGAAGGAGAAGAAGUCUGCAUUAGAAUCCAUGAUCCCUGAAACAUCAAUCAAGGCCCGGAAACGAAGGCCCGGAGCUGCUAAUACAUCAGCAAAUGAGGAUUCCAAGACCCUCAACAUGCUCAAGGCGUUUCAGUCAAGGUUGGAAAAGGCCCCUCCGGAGAAAGAAAAGGAGCAUUCAGCCCGGGAAGCUACCAAGGAAGAUGGAGACGCACAGGCCCUGGACGAGGAAGCUGAGCUAUGCGACCUACACUUUAUUGCCAAUUGCCAGAGCUGCACAUCCUGGGAUAAACAGGGGAAGGAUGAUAGUGAUGACGAAGGAUGGAUGUCACAUUCUCUAAGCUUUGCAGCGGACAAGCUGGGUAAGGACCUGAGAAAUCGCAAGAAGGCAGAGGAGGAGCUUGUGGUGAUUGAUCCGCGCGAAAAGGCUAGGACUCUCCAGGAUGAGAAGAAGGCUGCAAGGGAUGCCCGGCAAGGGAACUCUGGAAGAGCGUGGGACCAAGCAAGAGACGCAGCCAGGAAUGCCAAGAUGGCUCAGGCUGCCUCGCUUGCAGGACGAGGAGCAAAGUAA